Molecule: messenger RNA, 2346 nt
Organism: Uranotaenia lowii
Lineage: Eukaryota; Metazoa; Arthropoda; Insecta; Diptera; Culicidae
Exons: 1
Coding region: 1-2346 (781 amino acids)
Source: RefSeq, a predicted model, not a curated record
AUGGCCAAUGAUUUCCGACGUUUGUCUAAACAAGAGCGUAUUUUGUGGAGUUUGCUGGAGAGUAUGGACGAUUUUCUUCAUGAAUACCUCGAUGACCGGGAUCACGGAGAACUUCAACCACGGCUGGCUAAAUUGGACGAGGCUUACAUCAAAUUCUCUGAUGUGCGCAUUCAAAUCGAAGUCAUCUUGGAGGACCUCGACGAAGGAAACGACGACGAUGAAGACAGCCAGACUCGCGUGGAACAAAAAGAAACUAGAAUGAAAGAAAAUAAGGAUACAUUCAAAGAAUUCGUGAACCGCUACUUUUCCAUAAAACAACAGCUGCUUUCGAAAAUGGAUUCGAUCCCAACUCAACCUGUUCGCCAAAGUUCAUCUAAUCCCGAUCCACUAUUGCCGUGCCACACAAAGUAUCCUGAGCUGACGUUGCCAACCUUCAAUGGGAAACUUUCAGACUGGAUAAACUUUCGUGAUAAUUUUCGGUCCUUGAUUCACGACAACCAACAGCUUAAUGACAUGGAUAAGUUUAAUUAUCUCCGUGCUUCGUUGACAAACGAUGCGCUCCUCCAGAUUAACCAGAUCCAAGUAGCAGCUAUGAAUUAUGGUCUUGCUUGGAGUACAUUGCAGUCUAAGUACGAGAAACACAAACUAAUAGCUCAAGAGCAUAUGAAGGAACUUUUCGCCGCAGUUGAUAUGCAAACCGAAAGCUUUGAAGGGUUAAACGCGCUUUUAACGACAUUUAAAACUAACCUUCAACAGUUGGAGAAAUUAGGCCAGCGGACCAGCGAUUGGAGCACUCUGUUGGCGUUCAUGCUCUCACAGAAAUUGGACACCGAAACAUACCGUCUGUGGGAAACUCACCACGCUUCUAAAAAUGUACCAACUUAUGAAGCCAUGAUUGUGUUUUUGGAAACUCAAUGUUCGAUUCUGCAAUCCACAGCCAAUCGACAUCAGAAUGAUGAACAACGAAAAUUUAGUGCAUCCGUCAGUCACAGCAUGAUUGCGUCAGAGAGAUUGUGCCCUGUUUGCAGAAAUGGACCACACCAGAUCGAGAGCUGCUCAAGAUUCGGUAGGAUGAGAGUUAUUGAUCGGAAGGAGUUAGUGCGAAGAUUGAAACUUUGCUUCAAUUGUUUGAACAACGAUCAUUUUGUCUCAGAUUGUACACGCAGAUCCUGCUCAAAAUGUGAGCAGCGUCAUCAUUAUUUAUUGCACCCGUAUUCUCCCAGUCGAAGCAGUCAGUCGUAUUUCACCAACUAUCCUCAAGACCCACGAAGACCUCAACGCGCGAACAGUGAAUCAAGAAGUGAACCCUACACGCAACACGAUCAGUCCCGAACGAACAACUACGAACAUUCGCAAAAUAGCUCCCAAUCUACACAACAGCCACCUCCCACAAACACGCCAACAGUUAGUCACCACACCGCUACUGUACUUAGUACGCAACCACACGCCCACACUGCUAUCCUGUCAACAGCCAUUGUCAUGCUAGCUGACAGCAGCGGCAACACCAUUUUAGCUCGUGCGUUGUUAGAUAAUGGUUCUCAGAUCUGCUUGAUGACUAAGGAAUUGUCCCAGAAGCUUAAGUUUGAGCGCUUCCAAGAAAACCUUCCCGUAAAAGGUGUAGGAGGGUCCACAAAUGUAUCGAAGGAGUCUGUCCUUGCUCGGAUUGUGUCAUGUUCAUCCUCUUUUACUUCUGCCGAGAGGAAAUUCUAUGUGCUGUCUCAAAUAACGAUAGAUUUGCCUCAACGAACUAUCGAUGUUAGCUCCUGGAAACUACCGCCUUCAAUCUCCCUAGCUGAUCCUGAUUUCUACAAAUCAAGCUCCGUUGAUCUUGUGAUAGGGGUGUCCACGUUCUACGAUGUAUUGCUCCCGAACCAGAUGAGGAUUGGUGAUGACGGGCCUAUCCUACAGAAUUCUCAUCUAGGGUGGAUUGUCGCAGGAGAGCUACCGGAAACAACUGUUGUGUCAUACAGCGCAAUGACACCUACAGAUUCUUCCGAUAAAACAGCAAAGGAUUUGGUUCGUGUCCAGUUUCCACAUUGGAGAACUGUCUUGUUUGUGAUCUAUCUGGUUUCGUUCUUAACGUCCUGCUUGUUCGACGAUUUUGUUAGUCCUACAAUCACCCAAGUUAAAAUGUUUCUCCAAGAGCUUUGGCGAGAAAAGCUUUCUUUGGAUGAAACAUGGAAAACCAAGCGCCAGUUGUAUCAGCUGAAGUGUAAGGGCAAGCUGACUGUUUUCCACAAGGUUCCGAUUCCCCGAUGGAUCACAUUUUACAAAGAUCUGCUAGUAUGUAGAAUCCGUGCACUUCAUGACAGCCUGAGCAACCCCAGACAAUCAGCCAUAGUUUGA